Symbiodinium necroappetens is the source of this 663-nucleotide messenger RNA. Lineage: Eukaryota; Dinophyceae; Suessiales; Symbiodiniaceae. The record is from the annotation of a GenBank genome assembly.
AAGGAGCCACCGGCACAGCCGAAAGCGAAGCCAAAAGCGAAGGAGACACCGGUACAGACAAACGCGACGGAGACACCGGCACAGCAGCUGAAAGUGAAGGAGACGCCGGCAGAGCCCAAGGCCCAGCAAAAGGAGGAGUCCCAGAGCAAGGCGAAGAAGGCGAAGAAGAACAAAUGCAAGGAUCAGUCCCUGCCAACCUCCACCGAGGAAGUGGUUUCGGCUGCGCAGAAGACGAAGACGGACGCAGCCCAAGAGAAGGGAAAAGAAGCCACUCCUUUGACCUCGGAGGGAUACCCUACGCUGCCAAUCUGCAAGAGGACGAAGACAGAGACGGAGGUGGGAGAGCUGGUGCUGAUGUGCUUGGGCUUACAGAGGGCCGUGCCGAAACCACGGCAAGCAGUUCCGCGCCCCGAGAUCCGCGACUUACUGGCGAAGCUUGCGCCCGGCGGGGAGGACUCGAAAGUGCAGUCCUGGCUAGGGGGAAGCGGGUAUUCCUUGGGCCACCAGAGCUACUACGAGAAGCUCCUGCCCUCCCUGCGUCAGCUGGUGAAGCGACUCAACACGCAGCUUGCGGAUACCGAGCGGGUGGGGUGUCAGCAGUGGGAGGAUUCAGCUGACGCACCGGAAAAAAGGCAUAGGAAGAGGGCGGGUGUUGGUGCAUGA